GUUUGUUGGCACGAGGUGAUUUCCCCAAUUGCUCGUCAGCCACCAAGCCAUGACGUUCGAAGUCGCCUCGUCCAAGAGUGCGUGCCAGCUCCUCGUGGAUGCGUUUCGCAAUGGCAGCAUCCCGCUCGACCUCGACCUCGACAGCGUGCUUGACGACUUUGGCGGCAGCACACCUCUGCAUGUCGCGGUCAUGGCGAGCAACGUGGCGGUCCUCGAGGAAAUCCUAUCGCGGGUUCUCGACAUCAACGUACGCAAUCGGGUGGGCAAAACUGCGUUGGCUGUUGCGGUGGCCCACGACGAUCGAGACAGCGUUGACUGCCUCCUCGCGCACGGAGCCCUUCUCAACACGCGCGACCACAACAAGAUGAGCCCUCUUCACGAUGCUAUUCGCUCGCACAAGACUGAAAUGGCGCUGCGGCUCAUUGCGGCCGGCGCCGACGUCGACGAAGUUGCCACGGGCAAUCACACGCUGCUCCACGUUGCGAGCGCGAGCACCUCUGAUGAACUGGCGACAACGAUCAUCCCUGCCCUCCUCGAUGCGGGGGCCAACAUCCAAGAUGCUAUAAAGCCUGGGUUUUGCCAAGUCGGCUCAACUCGCAUCAAGGUGGACCGCAUGCGGCUCUUCUUGGCCCAUGGCGCGCGCUUUGCCGACAUGCCUCCGAUCCACAACCAAACAAUGGUUGCCAACCCUGCAUACGUGCAGCUCUAUCUCGAGCAAGGCGGGAAUCCCAACAAGCAAGACUCGCCUAGCGUAGAGCCGCUUUUGACUACUGCGCUCCGAAAGUGCUCGCUCGAGGCCGUCGAGCUUUUGGCGCCGGUGGCCGAUGUCAAUUUUACCGAGCAGCCCCCAGCGUACGUCUACCGCCACGCAACGUUGCUGCACACGUGCGACCCAUGGGUCCAAGUGGCUCCGUUGGGCCAAGCGAUCUGGCACAACCUCGAUACUUCACUGCUAAAGCAGCUGUUGGACCAUGCUAGCGCGCAGCCUCCCUCGUACUAUGCCAAUGCGCUCAAGAUGGCCCUCCACUGCAAGAGUGCGUCGAACGUGGCUAUGCUGGCGUCCAAGGUCGACCUCACGUCCGAGUGCUUUCUUCUCGACGCGGUCCAGAACCCCGACUAUGUCACCUUGCUGUUGACGUUGGGUGCAGAUGCAAACCGGCGCGACCAGCACGGUCGCCCGCCACUGCUCGGGGCUUGUCAGCCACUUUUCGAGGCCUCGGCGCGCAUCUUGCUGCCGCACACCACCAACAGUAUCGUUCGUGAUGGCUUUCCCCCACUCUUCGAGUCGGUCGCUACGUACGGUUUGCGCGGUCUCGCCAGAGAUUUAGCGCGCACCGUCUUGCCGCCUGCACCAACUACCACCAUGAGCCAGUUCUAUUGGCAGCCGUGCCUCGAGCGCGAUGGGCGAUUGAUGCCGGCCUCCGACUGGGGGUGGCUCCCACAAGGCGUUAACGCAAGUGCCUACUCCAAGCUCGAGCUCGAGUACAUGGCUGCUCUCUGCACACUCCUCGACAAGCCGUUCUGGUGGACCAAGGAAACACUGCCGAGUCUUCCGCCUGGUGUCUCGAUUUGCGAUACCGACAUCAUCCAUGGCGAGCUCCAAGUCAUUCGCGAUGAGUUUGUGCGGCCACUCGGUCUCGUGCCCAACACGACCCGCGGUGUGUACCACGCCGACGACGCACUCUCGGUCGACUUGCUCUCGUCGCUCAGUCAACUCUUGACACCGCUCGAAGUCGACGCUUCCUGGGACGACAACGUCUUGGAGGUCGUCGACCCAGCCAUGCACGGCGCGGUGUACGGCCAAUCGCGCUUCAAUCUCCACCCGCACAACAUGCGUGUCGGGACAUCCACAAGCGCCACCGUUCAACAUGAGAUGCCUCCGUCGACGACGCUUACCGAUGCCGCGUGCCCGCACCUGCAAAUGCUGCCGACGCCGGUGACGUGGGAUGCGUCGUUGCGUCAAGUGACACUGGAGAGCUAUAUCAACAACAUCCACCCGUCGCAGUCGGCGCUCUAUGCGGUGCUGGCCGAGACCCUAUCGACAGUGCUGCCGCUGCUAGAUGCCGCCCGGUGGGUCCCACGAAAAGACAGUCGGCGUAUUCGACUCGGUGGCGGCCACGAGAACGAGCUGCGCCUGCUCCGGGACGCGUACCUGAAGCACCACGGCCUCGACCCGUCGACGACUGUGCUGCAAAAGACGCUGCGGGCGUUCAAGAAGACGCAGGGGCCCAUCACGAGCCAGUUGCAGCCAGCGCCACCGACGCUCGACGCCGUCAAACGGUUCUGGAAGGACUAUGUGCCGCGUUUCGAUGAUGACGACGGUAGCUGGCGGCUUCCGAGCAAGCCUCAGUCGCACCAAGUGCUCUGCCACGUGCAGUGUCUCCGCGCGACGCCCGAGGCACCGGCGAUGACGACAGUGUGGCGUCGUGGGUCGGGCGCUACCAACGAGGCCGUCCAGUUUACAGCCGUGGCUCUGUACGGUGCAGACAAUGUCUCGUUGCGGAUCGAGUUCCGAGAGACGUAUGAGAAGGCCGACUUUGGACCGCACAAGCGCAACCCUGCGAUCGAGGUACUACUCAGCGACAGCAUCGCAGAGCGCGUGAGCCAAGACACGGGGUUUGUGACCUUGCGACCGGGACGCUUGCUGCUCAUUCGGAGCUCGGCCGCAUAUCGCAUCCACCUCCAGUCCGGCAACUCAUCGCGUGAAGGCGUCGCCAAGCUCCUCUCCUGGAGCUUUGUGCGCCCGACCCGGUUCGCGUCGUUGCCGUACCUCCAGCGGUACCCACACCCGACGACCAAGCUUCCUCACCACGCGCUCUUUGUCUCGCCACGCGUCUACGACCGAGCGCUUGCGCUCCACCUCUCGAUCGUCGAAGGUGACGUGGCGCUCGUCCAGCGUUGGCUGCGAUGGGACCCCUCGUUGUGCACGGCGGCGACGCUCGAGCUGGCUGCUGCCGCAUCCCAAGGUCCGAUUCUGCGUCUACUCUUGGACCAGUUUCCAGCGCUGGCGACUGCAAAGAUGAUGGACCUCGUCGCCAUGGCGGGAGACCUCGCGCUUUUAAUAUGGCUCCACGAGGCAGGAGCUGUGUGCACCUCGGCGGCAAUGGACGGAGCGGCCAUGAAUGGUCACGGCGACAUCGUUGCUUUUCUACACUCAGCGCGCACCGAGGGCUGCACGAUCGCGGCGGCAACAGCGGCAGCUGUCCACGGUCACGCGUCCAUCGUGCGAUUUCUUCUCGAGCGGCGCACCGAAGGCGUACAGCCGUCGCUUCGAUUUGAAGUGCCACACGGCGAGCACACGACACACAGCGUCAGUGGCAACACCUACCUCGAGGUCGUCGACCUUGUUGCAGCCUCUGUGAAGCUGACGGACGCAGCGUUCAAAGUGAUAGUGGAGAAAGCGGGUCUGGCGGCGCUGCAGCACGUCCACACAUGUGGGUAUCUGAAGAAGAUGACCAAGCCGUUGCUGGAGCUCGCCGUCACCAAGCAAGACCAUGAGAUGCUGCGCUACGUACUUGACUGCAUCGACCAAGAGAACCCGCGAGCGCCCAGUGAUGUCGAGUGGCUACCUCCGGAUGCUCCCUACGAGCACGUAUCCAUGAGGUCACUCCGUGAUGGCCCCAGUCCGUUCGAUCGGUGGGAGCACUGCAAAGUGAUGGAGCUUGCGGCACUCAACGGUGACAUGACGUCGCUGAAGCUUUUGCACAAGAGCCGCCUCCGCGUCGGAUCGAGCCGAGCCAUCGUCUAUGCGGCCUACCGUGGUCACAUGGACGUGCUCGAAUGGCUGCACAAGCACCGACGCGACGACUGUGACCAAGACGCGAUGGCCCUCGCUGCCGCCCGCGGCCACUACGACGUCGUCCGCUGGCUCCACGAGGUCUACGGCCUCUGGCGAACCCACGCCGCAUUGGCCACGGCGGCGUAUACGGGCCACCUACCGAUGGUGACGUACCUCUUGGACGUACCGACGGGCGGUGUCGACACGUGGACUGACUCGAGCGACGAGAAUUCUGGCCUUGGAGCAAUCUUGCCAGAUCGAGAUGGUGAUCUCGGCGGCUUUUACAGCGACUACGUCCGAGGGUCGGCGGCGUACUGGGCAGCGAGCCAAGGCCACCUCGAGAUCCUUCAGCUGCUCGUCGCCCGUGGCCAUGAGGUGCCAUCGACAGCAACCAAUGAAGCUGUGGAGAACGGUCACUUGCACACCGUGCGCUACCUUCAUGAGGAAUUUGACCAACGCUGUAGCCGCCGAUCGAUCGUGGAUGCUGUCGUGAAGCACCACGUCGACGUUGUCGCCUACGUACUCUCCCACCACUGCUGGCAACUCGCUUCAUCCGUGUUGGUUGACGACAGAAGUGAAAUCAGCUUGCACAUGCUGCUCGUGGCCACCGCACGCAGCGGUCGCCUCGACAUCUUGGAGCUUGUCGGUGGUGCGUUUCCCGUCCAUUUACCAACGGAGCUGCCACGCCGCGUCUCGGAGCGCAUGAUGAUCCGCGCAGCGUCCUACGGGCAUCUCGACAUGCUCCACCAUUUGCAUACCGUCUGCGGCUUUGGUUGGACGUCGGUGGUCCAAGAAGCAGCGAUCCGUCGCGGCCGCAAGAAGGUAUUGCGCUACUUGAGUACGCUCGGGCCCGCUGACACCUCCGUCUAUGACGUCGAUGACCGAGGUUUGUGGCGCGAAAUGAGUGACUUUAUCGUCUCCAUGACGGUGGUCGAUGGGCAAUGGCGCGCGCAACCCAUGUAUAUAGACUAA
Molecule: messenger RNA, 4750 nt
Organism: Saprolegnia diclina VS20
Lineage: Eukaryota; Oomycota; Saprolegniomycetes; Saprolegniales; Saprolegniaceae
Exons: 15
Coding region: 50-4750 (1566 amino acids)
Molecular function (GO): protein binding
Source: RefSeq, a predicted model, not a curated record